CGACGUGGCAACUUUCAUGACCAAGAAAUCAUUCGUAGAGAAAAACCUGUAGAAGAAAAUCAUUAGCUUUGACACACCAGCAUCAAUGGCCGCUAUCAGUACAGCAUCCCCAGCUGCUUAUCUUCGAAGCCUCGAUCGCACCGACUUCCUUUACUCACAGCGUCGCUUCGUGCGCUCAGUUCCGGCAAGAAAUGGCCUCACAAUUGUCUCCAUGGCAGCCAAAAAGAAGGUAAACAAAUACGACCAGAAGUGGAAGAAAGACUGGUACGGGCCGGGGAUCUUCUACGAAGGCAGCGAAGAACUCGAUGUCGACGUGUUCAAGAUUCUGGAGAAGCGGAAGGUGCUGAGCAAUGUUGAGAAGGCUGGGCUUUUGUCAAAGGCAGAGGGUUUGGGAUUGACUUUAUCUUCUUUGGAGAAACUCGGCCUGUUUUCCAAGGCCGAGGACCUGGGCCUGCUGAGUCUGCUUGAGAAGGUCGCAAGCGUAUCGCCAUCAACUCUGGCAUCAGCGGCGCUGCCGGCAGUGGUGGCGGCUUUGACCGCGAUUGUGGUGAUUCCUGAUGACUCGGUGGGUCUGGUGGCGUUGCAGGCUUUGGUGUCGGGGGUGUUUGGGAUUGGUGCUGCUGGACUCUUGAUUGGUUCUGUUUUGUUGGGUGAUUUGCAGGAAGCGGAAUGAUUUCUUCUUUUCUUUUCUUUUCUUUUUUUUUUCAAUUCGACUUUAAUCUUACUGCAUAGAAUAGCAGAAUGCUGUAUAUUGUUUUGUGUUAUCUGAUUUUCCCAACACGGUUGAGGAUCUUGAGCAUGCUACUUCUCAGGUCAGAGGAUUCUCGAUGCUUGAGUUCUUGAUACUUUGCUUCCUGGUUUUUGCUUGCCAGGUGUUUGAUAAAAUGCUUCAGUUAUUUUUAGGUGUUUUUC
Messenger RNA from Tripterygium wilfordii, 912 nucleotides. RefSeq lists its product as uncharacterized. The coding region runs from base 86 to 673 and encodes 195 amino acids. Lineage: Eukaryota; Viridiplantae; Streptophyta; Magnoliopsida; Celastrales; Celastraceae. The record is from RefSeq and is a predicted model, not a curated record. The transcript has 2 exons.